Molecule: messenger RNA, 1342 nt
Organism: Theobroma cacao (cacao)
Lineage: Eukaryota; Viridiplantae; Streptophyta; Magnoliopsida; Malvales; Malvaceae
Source: RefSeq, a predicted model, not a curated record
AUAAAAAGAUGAGACAAUGGGGUAUCUAGAUUUACAAUAUCCUUCUGAUUUAGUCAAAUCUCCAUAGCAAUUCUUACUAAUAAACUAUCCCAUAUUGUUCCAAGGUCCACAUGCUAGACUUGGCAUUUCUGCUUUACUUUAUUGCCUCUUAAUUACUCUCUUUUCAGCAAUCCAUGUGAUGUAAAUAAAGGCAUGAAGAAGCUCUUUCCACAAGGAAAAAAGAGAGCUUGACAGCGAAGAAGAAAGCAACAACUUCAUGGAUGUUGAGCUUCACAACUUCAUCAAGGUAUGGACCUUGGCCAUAACAUCUUUCUGCUAUUGCUUCUAUGUGUCAGCAAGACUGGUCCCCAAGGGCAUGCUCAGGCUUAUUUCCUUACUACCCAUCUUCUUCCUCUUCCUCAUCCUCCCUUUGAACCUCUCAUCCUUCCACCUCAGUGGCCCAACAGCUUUCUUCCUUGCUUGGCUUGCCAGUUUCAAGCUCCUACUCUUCUGUUUUGACCAAGGCCCUCUCUCACCACCCCCACCUAGUGUUUUCCAUUUCAUCUCCAUAGCUUCCCUCCCCAUUAAAACCAAACGAAACCCAAUUCAAAACAAAGCUUUACCACCCCAAAGCUCGUCAUCUGGUUACGCUAAGUCAAUCCUGUUAGCUGUAAAAGUUUUGCUAUUGGCUGUCUUAUUUCAUUCUUACAACUACAAGCAACACUUGCACAAGAAUUUAAUAUUAGCCAUGUACUGUGUGCACACCUACCUCGAGCUAGAGAUAGUCCUAGCCAUAAGUGCAAUCCCGGCUCGAGCCAUCUUUGGCUUUGAAAUAGAGCCACAAUUCAAUGAGCCCUACCUUGCCACCUCCCUACAAGACUUUUGGGGUCAUAGAUGGAACCUCAUGGUGACUAGUAUUCUACGCCCCACCGUGUAUCAUCCUAUACGUCGUAUCUCUACUCAUAUAGUCAGACCAAGGUGGAUCUCGUUGCCCGCUGUCAUCGCCGUAUUCGUCGUGUCUGGUUUGAUGCACGAGUUGAUUUAUUAUUAUAUAACUCGCGUGUAUCCCACAUGGGAGGUGACGUGGUUCUUUAUCUUGCAAGGAGUUGCUGUGGCAAUAGAGGUGGUGGCGAAGAAGGUGACGCCGGUCAAUUGGAAGUUACCUCCGGUGGUUUCCGGGCCGUUGGCUUUGGGAUUCGUGGCGGUGUCCGGAUUUUGGUUGUUUUUCCCACAACUAUUGAGGAAUAGAGUGGAUGAGAAGGCCAUAGGAGAGUACUUCAUGUUGGUAGAUUUUAUAAAGAAUCAUGUGCUUCCAUUUCCAUCAAAUUAAUACAUUUAAAGUUGGUGGAGUCCAUUAUGAUUA